CUUACGAGUUUUUAGUUGGUUUUUUAAAUUUCUUUCUGAGUAGGAGAUGAAGACUAUUUAAACGUAACCCUUUUAAAAGCUCUUACGUAAAAUGCCUAUUUUUUAGCGACUAUUGAUGUUUCGUUACUAUGUUAUAAAUGCUUUCAAAAAGUAUUUCCGUAUGUUUAGGAUAUAAGUAAUUUGAAGCAUGAUGUCGAUUAUAUUUUGUAAUUAAAUUUCUUUAUACUCAUCUUGUUUAUAUCUAAAGUUCUGUAAGAGCACGAAUUUAUAAUUUAUCCUUAAACCUAGUCUUUCGAAUAGACCUUUGAUAGCAUUUCAUAUUUUUAAAAAAUAGGACACAGAUUCGGAAAUUUGAGCUUUUUAUGGAAUAAGUAUUGCUUUAAUGAAACGAUAAAUUUUUAAAAAUUGAGUAUAUCAUUUGAAAACUGUGAUUAUAUAUAGUUUACGUAUUUAAUAUCACUACCAUUAGAUAUUAGAAAAAUGCAUCUUUAGUAAAACAUUUUCAUAAUUAAUAUGUAUUUGGUUACAUUAUAUUUAUAAAAAAAGAAGUCUCUUUGUUUUUGAAGCUAUUUAAGUUCCCGCAGUUUGAUGCUGACAUCCAAAAUUCCUGCAUAAAGUAACAUAUUGAAAUGAACGAAUGUCUCACAGUGAAAUCAUUAGCCGGUAAAAAUUCAAGUAAAAAGCCAAAUACUAAUUUUCCUAUUAUAAAAUAAAAUGUAAGUGGAACUACGGAGGAAGACAAAAAACUUGUCAGCCAAAUUGACUCAACACUUUUAAACAUUAGUAUCAUCGAACUUGAUUCACAGAACUCCAUUUCCAAAAUGAAAUCAAUUAAAAUGGGCAAAGGCAAAGAUGAAAUAUUACGAGAAGAGGAAAAUGCCUUAGAAAAUUCACAGAACAAAGCAAAUAAUGCUAUGCUGGAUGUACUCAGUGCUCAGGUUAAAAAUUUAAAAGAAGAAAUUGCGAAGCUCGUACAAGAACUGGUCAUCAAAGAAGAUACUAUUUUGUCAUUACAAGAACGUUUAAAAGAAGUAGAAACCAGUCAUACAGAGCUGCAAUGUAAAAAUGCAUUAAAUGAGAAAAACAUCACCAAGUUGCAAAAGACUUUAGAGGAUAAGACCAAACAUUGCGAAAUAAAGUCACAAGAAUUGACUUCGGCUAAACUAGAAGUUGAAAAUUUGACUCAAAGACAUAAAAGUAUAUCUGUUGCCAAUUCUAAUUUGGAGAAGAAACUCACAGAAAAACUGGCGUGCAACGAGAAAUUAAAAAAGGAACUUAAUCAAUGUAAAGAAAACGAAAAGACCCAACAAGAAUGUGCUCAACGUAAAAUCGAAGAUCUGAUAUCUGAAAAUAAAAACUUACAAAAACAGAGUACUGAUUUACAUAACGUCAUCAAGAAGCAGAUGCAGUUGAUCAACAACUUAAAAAGGCAAAAAAUGCACUCAGAAGCUGCAAUAGCUUUGAAAAUUACGGAAGAAGAAUUCAUGAAAGCUUUAGACGCAACUCCUGCCAUAUUCAGCGACACUUGAUGCUUCUGCUCGGUGAUAAGAUUGUGAGUGAUAAAAUGACAAACGAAACAUCUGCACUAUUGGAAAUUUAAAAUGUAACAUUGACAAAUUCCACCAAAAUUGCUGAUGAUAUGAAAUGUCUUCCUUCACAUAUAUUGACAAUUCGAACUUGCUCAAGGACUAUUUGCGCGGAGUUGUACUUGAUUAUAGAGAAUAAAGAAAUCAGAGGCUUUUAACGAUCCA
Stegodyphus dumicola is the source of this 1751-nucleotide messenger RNA. Its product is annotated as testis-expressed protein 9-like. The record is from RefSeq and is a predicted model, not a curated record. Lineage: Eukaryota; Metazoa; Arthropoda; Arachnida; Araneae; Eresidae.